CAAUGGUUCGGUAACCUAGUUUCACCAAAUUUUUGGAAUUUUAUAUGGUUAAACGAAGGUUUCGCUACUCUUUUCGAAAACAUUGGCACUGAUUUGGUUCAUCCGGAAUUUCAUAGUUUUGACAGUUUUGUGACUUUCGAUUUGCAAAGUGUUCUUAAAGUUGAUGACAAAAUUGAUGGAACACAUCCAAUGACAUACUAUGUUGAAGAUCCAAAAGCAGUUGCAGAGCUAUUUGAUCGCAUUACAUACCAAAAAUCUGGAUCGGUUCUUCGGAUGUUUAUGCAUGCUUUAGGUGAACAGAGUUUCAAAAAGGGACUUAACUACUACCUAAAUAAGAAAUCUUUCCAAACAGCCAUUGAUAAAGAUCUAUUCGAGAGUUUGGAUCGUGCUGCUAAAGAGGACAAUACCUUGGACAAACAUUUAAAUGUAACAGAUAUUUUUGGUUCGUGGUCCAAUCAAGCUGGAUUUCCAUUGCUCAUUGUCAAACGAAACUAUGAAAGUGACUCUAUAGAAAUUUCACAAGAAAGAUAUUUGGAAAAAUAUCCAUGUCCAGAAGCAAAUUUUACUACUUGGUAUAUUCCAUAUAAUUUUGAUACAUCCAAUAAUGUCAACGUCAAUGACACAUCUGUAGAUGGUUGGUUACCGAAAGGCGUUAAAUCGAUGGUUAUUAAUCCAAACAAAAAAACUAAUUGGACCAAUGGAUAUUGGGUGUUGUUCAAUAAGCAACAAACUGGAUUUUAUCGUGUUUUGUACGAUGAAAGAAACUAUAAAUUGAUAAUGAAUGAAUUGAAAUCCGGCGAUAUCAAUAAAAUCCAUCCAAUUAGCCGAGCACAAUUACUUGAUGAUUUAAGUGAUUUUGUUUUUACCAAACGAUUACCGGUAACCAUGUACUUUGAUCUAAUUCAAUACUUGAAACAUGAAACUGAAUUUGCUCCAUGGUCGUCGGCAAUGCGAUCUCUGUUCAAAAUAAAGCAUAUAUUGGUUGAAGGAAGUAAAGCAUACGAAAAGUUUAGAACAUUUGUUGCUGAUGUUGUUGAACCAUUCUAUGAACACCAUGCAUUAGUCGAUGCCAAUGAAAAUGAACCAUUUGACAAAAAUCUAAUACGAGAAAUUGCAGUUAAAUUAGCUUGUGAAUUUAAGAUUGAAUCAUGUUUACGCGAUUCGAAGCAACUGCUCGAGACGGCCAUUGACAGUGGAUAUUUUGCAUCGAAAAAUACUCGUGGUCUCAUUUAUUUAUACGGUAUUCGUGAUGCAAACGCUAGUUUUAUUGAUUUGAUUCGGAAACGGUUAAAUUCAACAAAUGACGAAGAACACGAAGAAAUUUGGCAAAGUCUUAAAAACAGUGUGUCCAUAAUAUAUAGAAAUAUCACUAAAUAGUGUCGAUAUCUAUACUAUAUCGGUCCACUAUAUAUGAAAGAUAUUGCCGCACGGCACCGUAUCGCACGAUCGAAGCCAGUGUAGACGGAAAAAAUCACAAAUUGCCAUGCGGCAGUAGAAAGAACUGUGUGUAUGCGUCAACAUGUUUGCCGUCCGCACUCACUUCUAUCGUGAGCUACGGUGUCUUGCGGAAUAUCUUACAUAUAUAGUGGACCAAUAUAGUAUAGAUAUCGACACUAUUUAGUGCUAUUUCUAUAUGUUAUGGACACACUGCUUAAAAAUCUCAACAGUAAAGCUAUAAAUUCCUUGUCAUUACUUAACGGGCUUUCAACAAGAAGCCAAUAUGAAGAUUUGCAAGCAUUUAAAUUGUUCAAAGACGAUUUUGGCAAGGGAUGCGUAUUGGAAAAACAUCAUGAUUUGUACAAGACGCUUCUCACAUUGUCUAGGAAUGUUUACAACAACUAUACCAAAAAGCAGUUCCUUUCCAUUCUAACAACGAUGAAAAAUGGAAAGUGUUUAAAUGAAGAGCAGAGCAAACGUAUCAUUGACGAAACGAACAGAGCAUUGGAAACAUCGAAAUCCAUUCGAAAACUUAUUAUGGCAAAUGUCACUGCAAUAUUUGAGGCUAAACAUCGCAACUUUUGACCAUUUAACGUAUCAAAUAUUGGCUUAAUUCAAUGCAAAGCUGCAAAAUUCAUAGGUACACAAAAUAUUUGGAAUUCAAAAACCCCUAUAAA
This is a messenger RNA of Contarinia nasturtii (swede midge), 2114 nucleotides long. Its product is annotated as aminopeptidase N-like. Gene Ontology annotation, biological process: peptide catabolic process; proteolysis. Gene Ontology annotation, cellular component: cytoplasm. Gene Ontology annotation, molecular function: zinc ion binding; peptide binding; metalloaminopeptidase activity. The record is from RefSeq and is a predicted model, not a curated record. NCBI's taxonomy places the organism in Eukaryota, Metazoa, Arthropoda, Insecta, Diptera, Cecidomyiidae.